Messenger RNA from Saitoella complicata NRRL Y-17804, 1578 nucleotides. RefSeq lists its product as uncharacterized. Gene Ontology annotation, biological process: nuclear polyadenylation-dependent snRNA catabolic process; nuclear polyadenylation-dependent antisense transcript catabolic process; poly(A)-dependent snoRNA 3'-end processing. The record is from RefSeq and is a predicted model, not a curated record. Gene Ontology annotation, cellular component: nuclear exosome (RNase complex); nucleolus. Gene Ontology annotation, molecular function: nucleotide binding; 3'-5'-RNA exonuclease activity; nucleic acid binding. The annotation marks the transcript as partial. Lineage: Eukaryota; Fungi; Ascomycota; Saitoellomycetes; Saitoellales; Saitoellaceae. The transcript has a single exon.
AUGGACGCCGCAAAGUUUCCAGAUUUCCAAUCGUCGUUGUUCAAGGCUUUGGUCUCUACGACCAGGGCUGCGACGAUUCUUGGAGCACAGGAUCUUGCCUUUCACAGGUCGCUCGAUCCGUCUUUUGGAGAUUCGUUGGAUGAAUGCAGUACGAGGCUGUUGGAGUUGACAAACUCGUUGGUGAAAAUUGCGAGUGCGGAUGCUGCUGAUACAUUUGACGAUGAGGAUGAUCUGAAUGACCGUUGGGGUGACGUCGUGGAUGUUGUCGACACUUUGUUGGAAAAGUCGGAUGUAUGCAUCGAUGAGUUUACAGGGGCCACGAAGAAGAACAAGGUUGCACAGGGAGCUGCCGGAGUCACUCAGAUUUCGAAGACAGGCAAGGCAAAGGAGAGACUCGACUACAACCUCGUACACGCCGAGAACAUCGUCAGACCACAACUGAAGUUUAAGACCGAGCCGGACAAUUCGGAGACUACGCCAUGGAAGUGGAAGUUGACGUCGAAGCCGAACGCAAUUGUGCCGUUGAAGGAUCUUUCGUCAAAGAUGGAUGUGGAUGAUUCGGAGGAGUUGCCGUCGUUGCCUCACCCUUACGAGCCGGAAAUUACGCAGUCCUCGUACCCCACCGUCAUUUACGAACAGAAGGAGCCCAUCCCGCCGAAGCCCUUUGCAGAGACCAGUGCAAGCUGGGUCGACUCACAAGAGAAGUUGAUGGAUAUGCUUGAGGAGUUAAAGAAGGCGGAUGUGAUCGCUAUCGAUUUGGAACACCACGAUUACCGCUCCUUCCAAGGUUUUGUCUGUUUGAUGCAAAUUAGUACUCGCGACCAGGACUGGCUUAUCGACACCUUGGAGUUGCGUGAGGAGUUGGAGGUUUUGAACGAGGUCUUCACCGACCCUAAAAUUGUCAAGGUCCUUCAUGGUGCUUCUAUGGAUAUCGUGUGGCUCCAGCGUGACUUCGGGUUGUACAUUGUCGGUCUCUUCGACACGUACUUUGCCUCCAAGGUGCUGAACUACGAGGGUCACGGUCUUGCUUACCUCCUUAAGAAGUUUGAGGACUUCGACGCGGACAAGAGGUACCAGUUGGCUGACUGGCGUAUUCGUCCUUUGCCUCCUGCUAUGUCCGCCUACGCACGCUCCGACACGCAUUUCUUGCUUCACAUCUUCGAUCACUUGAGGAAUGAGCUCUUGGCUGGUUCAAACCCUACUACCCAGAACCUGAUGGAAUCGGUGUUGGGUUCCUCCCGCCAGACCGCCUUGAAAAUCUACGAGAAGGACGUCUACGACACCGAAGGCGGACUCGGCAAGGACGGCUGGCGUAACCUCCUCAUGAAAUCCGGUGCGAACAGAAUCUUGGAUAAGAAGCAGCUUGCCGUCUUCAAGGCUCUUCACCGUUGGCGUGAUCAGGUCGCGAGGCAGGAGGAUGAGUCCGUGAGGUUCAUUUUGCCGAAUCACAUGCUCGUUACUCUAUCUUCGGCUAUGCCGGAUGAUGUUCCUGGGGUGUUGAGUUCGUGUAAUCCUACACCUCCGUAUAUCAGAAUGUCUGCGAGUGAUGUCGUUGCUGUUAUUCAGGCUGCGAAGGAG